GCUGGUGCAGGGUGCAGCUUGUCCACAUACUUUUGAUCAGAAGCUUCAAUCAUGGGGGCUUUUCAAAGUCUUUUCAAAAACCUAUUUGGAAAGAAGGAGAUGAGGAUAUUGAUGGUUGGUCUGGAUGCUGCUGGUAAAACAACAAUUCUAUAUAAACUCAAACUAGGUGAAAUUGUCACAACCAUUCCAACUAUUGGUUUCAAUGUGGAGACUGUGGAGUACAAGAACAUCAGCUUUACAGUGUGGGAUGUCGGCGGUCAGGAUAAGAUCAGACCGUUAUGGCGUCACUACUUCCAAAAUACACAAGGUCUCAUAUUUGUAGUAGAUAGCAAUGACAGGGAAAGAAUGGGUGAAGCAAAGGAAGAACUCCAUAGGAUGCUUAACGAAGAUGAACUACGAGAUGCAGUCCUCUUGGUAUUUUCAAACAAACAGGAUUUACCGAAUGCACUCGAUGCUAACGAGAUGAGAGCAAACAUGGGCUUGAACACAUUGCGUAAUCGGUCGUGGUACCUCCAAGCAACAUGCGCUACAUCAGGUGAUGGUCUCUAUGAAGGUCUGGAUUGGCUGUCCUCCGAGUUAAAGAAGAGGAAGAAUUAAUAUCAUGCUCAUCAAUAUCUGUUUCUACUUCAGUUUUAAAGAUAUGUCUGUUUUGUGUUUGAUUUGUUGAAAUACGUUUUUUUUCUAUUUUGAAGAAAAUUUGCUCAAAUUAUCCAUGUUUUGUCUUAUCUUUACUUCCCUUCAGUUGAUAUGGAAACCAAUGUGAUAUCCAGAGUGAAUUUCAUUUUUUUGAAUUAGUUUGGUUAGUGCAAGGAAUAUUGUUGCAAAGCCUAGGCCAUCAAAUAAAGGUCAAAGUACUAUUCUUUGGUAUCAGGAUAAAAACAAAAUCACAAAAUUUUUAAGAUUAUGGAUAUUCAAGAUAGUUUUUGAUUUCCUAUUUCUUGAAACCUGUGCAUAUGAAUCAUUUAGUAAGUAUCAGCAAUCUUGUGAGAAGGAUUUUGUUUUAAGUCCAUGGUUCAAGGCCACUUCAGGGGCCCCGUCUCACAAAAACUUGCGAUUGAUCCGAUCAAUCGCAACUAUGGAAAGCCAGCAAAGUCAACAUAUAAAAUGCAUGUUUGCUCAAAAUUUGUUCUAGAUAUGAACGUAUAUCUGUAAAUUCAUUUAUUUCUUGACAGUUCGGUGUGUUCUCCUUGGUUUACAAAGGACAUUUUGCACAUUUCCUGUAGAAAAAAUUAUGACACUGAUGGAUUUCCAUAGAGUUACGAUUGAUUGGAUCAUCGUAACUCUUUGUAAGACGGGGCCCAGGUCAAUAAGCAAUGAUAGAGAUAUAUAUUUUUAAUAUAAUGUCAAAAGUAGCAUACCAAAUCCAAUGAAACUUGUACAAGAUGGCUGUCUGUUUUCAUAAAUCAUAUAUCAUGUACUCAGAAUACCUAUACUGCCCCACAGAAACAACAUUAGCAUUAUUCAGGGCUCCGUCUUACAAAGAGUUACAAUUGAUCCGAUCAUUAUCAAUCGCAAACUAUGGACGGCUAGCAACGUCAACAUCUAUUAUGCAUGUUUGUUCAAAGUAUUUUCUAGCUAUAAUGUAUAUUCAUGCAUUCAUUGUUUUCUUGAAAAUUCAAUGUGCUUGUCUUUGCAUACAAUGGAUAUUGUGCAAAUUUUUCGUAGAAAAAAUUAUGACACUGAUGGAUUUCCAGAGUUACGAUUGAUCGGAUCAAUCGUAAUCACUAUAAGUCACAUCUUUUGGAUUGUGAUGUAAAACAUUGUUGAUCCAAGAUGUACAUAGUUUAUUGUUGUGAUGUCGCUGUGACAAUACUGUUUGUAACAGGGCCUCUGCAAACGUAUGGUUAAUGCUAACAUUUCUAUGGGUCCAGUACAGGUUAUUUUAGGUCAAUUAACUUAAAAAGGUUCUAACCAUGAAAAAGUAAUCUUGACUGUCAUUUCAAAAAUGUGUGUAUCUUAUUUUUGUUCUAGUCCAUGAGAAUUGUACAUAGUAUAAAGUGUGGACACUUAUGUGAGUAGGAAUAUAAAGGCACAUUUAGAAGGCCCAAGGCCAUUGUAGGUGAAUGAACUAUAAGGACGAAAUUAUGAAAUUUAAUGUAUUUUAAUUAACUAUCCAUUUAUUUUCAUAGUUUAUGAAAAUUGUAUCCUAUAUACGAAGUAUUCAAUCAGAAAAAUAGAGACAAGUAAUACAGCUAGAUGUAUAUGUUUCUUCCGUAAAUUUGAUAAAUUGUUGAUUAAUAACACAAGGUUAAAACACUCUGCUUGUAAACUGAAGGCAUUCUGCCAGGGGCACAUCUCUUGUUUAGUAUGAGUAAGUUUUUAAGACAAAACAUAUCAUUUUUGUUAUUUAGGUUGUGCUAAUUGUCUCUUGGGGCUUCAAGGCAUGUGAUUUUGCACAUUCUGAGCUCCUCAUGUAAUAUGAUUCUUUAUUUUAUAAUUAUGUUAAUUAUGCCAUUCCUACUUCACACGAAAUGAGCAUAAUUUUUAUGUUAAAAAAAAAGAGAAAUCUGCUUGAUGUUGGGUGAAAUGGUAGCAAUAUUUAUCCAGAGAAUUUAUUUGAUUAUCUGAGCAAAGGAAGUGGUAUGGGUCGCAUUUUGUAAAUAUAUAGAUAGAAUCUAUGGUUGUUCGUGAUUGUAUACUGAUUGUUAGGAGGUAGUAUUAAUUGUGAUUGAAAACAAUGGUUAAACAUUAAAAAAGUCUCAAAAUCAAUUUCUUCCGUAUUGCCAAUUGCCAAAUACAUCUGUAAUGUGAAAGGAAUAGGCCUACAUCAUACAUGUAUUACUUUUUGUUAAGGUUUGAAUGGAUUGAUUUGAUCACACUAGUAAGUAAUAACCAUAGUUGCUGGAAGCACCCAAAGGGUGGGGGGGGGGUGAAGGUUUUUACUUGCUCCAAAUUAAGUCAGGUUGGGGCAUAUAUGUGUUGGUACUAAAACAAGGCCCCUUUUGUGUGCUGCACCUUAGCUGUAAACAUUUUAGGCCAGAUUCAUUUAAGGGUUCGGGUGCACCUGCUUAUAACAAGCAUUGUAUUAUUAAAGAUCAACUAUAGAGUACAGAAGUGAUGACGUCACAUAAAUCUUUUUUUAGCAUUUCAGCAUUAUGAUACCAUAUUUUGAUAGAGCAUGAUGAAAAGCCCUCACUACCAAAAUUUGGUGGGAAUUGUUCCAUGGGGGCCUUAGAUAUAACCUCAUGAAUACAUUAGUCCCAUUGAAGUCAGUGUAUUAUUGGCCUGGUUCUAAAUGUUAGGAACCAGGCCAAUACAUUGACUUCAAUGGGGCUAAUUGUGAAAAUUGAUGACGUCACACUUCGGUACUCUAUAAUGAUGAUGACGAUAGUGAUUAUAUUGCUACUGAUAAUGAUGAAUAAUGAUGAUGGUGAUCAUGAUUUAAAAAAUCAUAAUUAUGAUAAUAAGAAGAAUAUUAAUGGCAAUUAUAAUGAUAAGAAUAUCAAUGACAAUGAUAAUAGAAUUGAUAGAUGAUAAUAAGAAUAUUAAUGAUAUGAAUGUUUCAGCCAAUGGAUGGUUGUGCAUCGCAUGUAUGAUCCAUUUUGUAGUGUUAAGAGCUGCAACAAAAAAACUGUGCGGAUAAUACAGCAUACACAUACUUGUGAAUACUUCAAUACAUCCUUUCCCUCAAUAUUUUUGAAUUCAUAUUUAUAUAAAGGAGCUAGAUAAUAUGUAUAUAUAGGAUAGUAUGUGUAAUUGUACAUGCUCAUAAUCUAAUAUGUUUACAUUGCGGGAAAUCACUAUUUGAACAGGAAUAAAUGUAUAAAAUUUGAAA
This is a messenger RNA of Lytechinus pictus (painted urchin), 3775 nucleotides long. Its product is annotated as ADP-ribosylation factor 1-like 2. Gene Ontology annotation, cellular component: cytoplasm; plasma membrane. Gene Ontology annotation, biological process: intracellular protein transport; vesicle-mediated transport. The coding region runs from base 52 to 597 and encodes 181 amino acids. The record is from RefSeq and is a predicted model, not a curated record. Lineage: Eukaryota; Metazoa; Echinodermata; Echinoidea; Temnopleuroida; Toxopneustidae. Gene Ontology annotation, molecular function: GTP binding; GTPase activity. The transcript is spliced from 4 exons.